Molecule: messenger RNA, 1131 nt
Organism: Hemiscyllium ocellatum (epaulette shark)
Lineage: Eukaryota; Metazoa; Chordata; Chondrichthyes; Orectolobiformes; Hemiscylliidae
Gene: pcna
Product: proliferating cell nuclear antigen
Exons: 6
Coding region: 86-871 (261 amino acids)
Biological process (GO): mismatch repair; leading strand elongation; translesion synthesis
Cellular component (GO): PCNA complex
Molecular function (GO): DNA polymerase processivity factor activity; DNA binding
Source: RefSeq, a predicted model, not a curated record
GCCUGCUCCCCCCCCCCCCCCCCCCCCCCUCUCUCUCUCUGUGUGUGUGUUGCUGUGGGAGCUCCAUCCACCCCCCGUUACCAAGAUGUUCGAGGCUCGCCUGGUGCAGGGCAGCAUCCUGAAGAAGGUGCUGGAGGCCCUCAAGGACCUGAUCACCGAGGCGUGCUGGGACAUCAGCUCCACCGGCAUCAGCCUGCAGUCCAUGGACAGCUCGCACGUCUCCCUGGUGCAGCUCACCCUGCGCAGCGACGGCUUCGACACUUACCGCUGUGACCGCAACCUGGCCAUGGGGGUCAACCUGAGCAGCAUGUCGAAGAUUCUGAAAUGUGCAGGCAAUGAUGACAUCAUCACCCUGAGAGCUGAGGACAACGCAGACACACUAGCUCUGGUCUUUGAGUCACAGAACCAGGAGAAAGUCUCUGAUUACGAGAUGAAGCUAAUGGAUUUGGAUGUGGAGCAGCUCGGAAUCCCGGAGCAGGAGUACAGCUGUGUGGUCAAGAUGCCGUCCGGAGAAUUUGCCAGGAUCUGCCGGGAUUUGAGUCAGAUUGGUGACGCGGUGGUGAUCUCCUGUGCCAAGGAUGGGGUGAAAUUCUCUGCGAGCGGAGAGCUUGGGACCGGGAACGUCAAACUGUCUCAGACCAGCAAUGUGGACAAGGAGGAAGAUGCAGUGACCAUUGAGAUGAACGAACCUGUGCAGUUGACCUUUGCUCUGCAAUACCUGAAUUUCUUCACUAAAGCCACCCCCCUGUCGCCGACAGUGACCCUCAGCAUGUCUGCGGAUAUCCCUCUCGUGGUGGAAUACAAGAUUGCUGAUAUGGGUCAUAUCAAGUAUUACCUGGCCCCCAAGAUUGAAGAUGAGGAAACCUCUUAAAGGCUGCAGCGUGUGUGGUACAGGCGAACUGUCGGACAGGUGGACUCACGGCACACACAGACUGCUCAUAGAUCACCCCCAAGCCACAGACUGAGCUUUCAUCUCUGUUCCAACCUGAUACUCUUCCGGGCUCCAUCCGCUCUUCUCUGUCUGUCCCAAAGCUGGUUUUGUAGAUAUUUUAUGUAAAUAUGUUAUGCGACGUGAAAGGGCUUUUUGUAAGGUGGAGAGGAAAGGCAGCCAAUAAACCAUGGUUUUUGUGA